CUGUCGCGUUCCUUAUGUAGACUAUUUCACUUUUUAAACCGAUUAUUUGUCUCGUUCUCUUGCGUAUUUGCUUCAUAUCAGGUGGCCUCCUGGGAGACUGUUCUACGUCAGUCGGUUAAACCUUUCUUCGAGUCCGCAAUCACCGUCAGCAUCGACUCACCCCUCUGCCCGCCUCUGGCUGAGACUCUCAGUCUGGCUCUCGAUGCUAAACCCCUAUCUUCUCUCCUUCCUCCAUCUCAAAUGGCACAAUGGUUGUCACAACUUUCAUUAACUUCCGCCCUUCCCAACAAUGUCAGGCGACUGCCAAAACUAAUCGUCAGACUAUCACAACACGCGACGCAUGUGGCGACAGAGGCUCCUUGUCUCUCCUGGAUCAACCAGCUUCGGGAUUGUCUGGACAACUGGAGCUGCCGUGUUACUGAGCUUUCGCGAGCCACCCAACAGCUUGAUGCUGACUCGCCCCCUCACAAGCACCUGGCCGUCCUGUUGAAGGGCCUCCAAGGUCCGACUGCCAGCCAACAGGCUACUGCUGAUGCCUCCAAGAUUUCGUCUGAGGACUUGGCUAAGGCAAAGGAAUGGCGCAGCAGGUACACUGCUCUUCAACAGAACAAGAAGUUGGCCCUCGUGGAAUGGUUCCGUCUUUGUUCUGGUCGUCGUAGUCUAAGUUCAACGGGGGCUCAGCUGGCUGAACUAGGGUCCGAUUACGAGAUGGGUGAGGAUGCGCUUCUAAGUAUGUUUACCGAGGACGUAGAGGAGGGCCUCCCGGCAGAUGUUCUUAACAAGUUGGAUGACGUGGACAUGCGCCUCGGACUGUCUCACAGGCGCGGCCUUCGCCAGAGCCUCUUCGACCUGCCGCGUAGAACCAUGUUUGCACGGCUGAGCGAUUACCUCUGGAAAGCGCAAUCUCACUGCGCCACAGCAGACAAGGUGGAGACUCCAACCUUUGGGGAUUCAAACGAUUGCAAAAGUCUCCAGUCAUCGGCUGCUGACUGUCUCGGAAGACUGCUGGCUAUUCGCUCAGCACUGCCCCGUCACCCGGAGGACCCCGAGGUCAGCCGGGACCUGGGCGGCCGUGACGGCGUGGAACGCCUUCUUGGUUGUCUAGAUGAUCUCCUUCUGCGGUGUUUUGAUGCUCUGGAUCCAUUGGGAAAACUGGGAGACACCUUUGAGGCUCUGCAAACUCGACUUUUGGAGCUAGAUUCCCUUCGACGAAUAUCAGUGGUCGAUGGUGACGCAACUGCCGGCGAUCUUCAACCCUGUUCAAUGCAGACACUCCGUUGUCUGAAGGUUUCACGUUUGCGCAUUGCUGAGCUCGCAUCUGAAUGCAUCGCGCAGUGGACCAAAUUCUGGGAGACUUGCUCCACCCUCCAGUCCACGAGCGAAAAGCCGUCCAGCUGCUUGACCGCCCUUCUCGCAGACAACGAGGACAUCCUCCCGCCCACCUUGGCGACAGUUCCACCCGCUCUCCUCAAACCGUCUUUAACCCUCCAGGCCUAUCACAGUCGUCUAGAAGACAUUGCAAGCAGGCUGAACCAGCCCAUACCAGAGCACUGCCGUCUGAUCACGCCUGAGAUUAGAGUGCAGCAAGAGACGCUUGCUACUGCCGCGGCAGAUCUCCUCGCAUGUUGUCGAGAUAUUGGGUCAGACCACACCUUGGGUCCUGAAGCCACUCUCCUCACAGGAAUGUCACGCGUGGCCAACUCUAUCACCGAGGAGAUUGCAUCAUCUAAUAACUUCCUCCUUUCCUCAAAGCCCAGCCUAAGUCCGACCCCACCGGCGGUUGAGUCCCUUCAGACCGACAGCCAGCUCCGACGACUGAUUGGUCAGUUGUCGACUAGUACCAGCACCGUACUCCCCACUCUCCUCAACUACCUGCACUGUGUCACACCCCUUAUAGAGUCGCUGCUUUACCUGGUGAGCACUCGUUUGAGACAGUGGUGGGCCCUGCUCUAUGCCUGGCUCAGCGUCGGUGAAUACAUGUCCCGGGUGGUGCUCAGGCUGCUCAACGACGGCUUCUGCAAACCAUCGACCCUCUCAAAGGCCGCGGCUGCAGUCGGAGUCGGUGGUGAGAGUGGCAAGGAGUCA
Messenger RNA from Dibothriocephalus latus, 2085 nucleotides. NCBI's taxonomy places the organism in Eukaryota, Metazoa, Platyhelminthes, Cestoda, Diphyllobothriidea, Diphyllobothriidae. The record is from the annotation of a GenBank genome assembly.